Messenger RNA from Brienomyrus brachyistius, 4655 nucleotides. RefSeq names its product protein phosphatase 2, regulatory subunit B', gamma a (gene ppp2r5ca). Gene Ontology annotation, cellular component: nucleus; protein phosphatase type 2A complex; cytosol. Gene Ontology annotation, biological process: signal transduction; protein dephosphorylation. The record is from RefSeq and is a predicted model, not a curated record. The transcript has 16 exons. Gene Ontology annotation, molecular function: protein phosphatase activator activity. Lineage: Eukaryota; Metazoa; Chordata; Actinopteri; Osteoglossiformes; Mormyridae. The coding region runs from base 148 to 1893 and encodes 581 amino acids.
UGUGUGUGCUAGCGAGCGCGCGUGCAGGACCGAGAGCGAGCUAGCGCGCGCGUGAGAGAGAGUGUGUGUCUGUCUGUGUGUGUGUGUGUGAAAAUAGCAGACACAAGAGAGUGUCGGCAGGGGGACGAGGGAGGUCAUUUCUCUGCGAUGCCGAAUAAAGCGAAAAAAGAGAAGGAAACUCCAAAAUCUGGAAAAACGGGCAAAGCUGCUGGCAAAGAUGGACAAGAAAACUGCGAAAACGAGGCUAUUGGCAGAAAGAGCAGUGGGGGCAGCCCACCCCCUGCACAGCUGAUGAAGGGGAAGCAAACCGGGCCACAGACGCCCAUCAGGAAGGAGAAACGGCACAGCUCGUCCUGCUUCAGCUUGAGCAGCAACAGGGAGCUUCAGAAGCUGCCUGCCUUCAAAGAUGUCCCUCCUGCUGAGCAAGAGAAGCUGUUCAUCCAGAAGCUUCGGCAGUGCUGUGUCCUCUUCGACUUUGUGUCCGACCCACUCAGCGACCUCAAGUGGAAGGAGGUGAAGAGGGCGGCACUCAGCGAAAUGGUGGAAUACAUCACACACAACCGCAACGUCAUCACAGAGCCCAUCUACCCAGAGGUGGUGCACAUGUUUGCAGUGAACAUGUUCAGGACGUUGCCGCCAUCGUCCAACCCCACGGGGGCAGAGUUUGACCCCGAAGAAGAUGAGCCAACACUCGAGGCUGCAUGGCCUCACCUCCAGCUCGUCUAUGAGUUCUUCCUUAGAUUUUUAGAGUCUGCAGACUUUCAACCAAAUAUAGCUAAGAAGUACAUCGACCAGAAAUUUGUGAUGCAGCUUUUAGAGUUAUUCGACAGUGAAGACCCCCGGGAGAGAGACUUCUUAAAGACCACCCUGCACAGGAUUUAUGGCAAAUUUCUGGGCCUGCGCGCAUACAUCAGAAAACAGAUCAAUAAUAUUUUUUAUAGGUUCAUUUAUGAAACUGAGCACCAUAAUGGGAUAGCUGAAUUGCUGGAGAUCCUUGGAAGCAUAAUUAAUGGCUUUGCCUUACCAUUAAAAGAAGAGCACAAGAUUUUCCUGUUAAAGGUCUUGUUGCCUUUGCACAAAGUCAAGUCCCUUAGCGUCUACCAUCCACAGCUGGCAUACUGUGUGGUCCAGUUCCUAGAGAAAGACAGCACUCUCACUGAACCGGUGGUCAUGGCCCUUCUCAAAUACUGGCCCAAGACUCACAGUCCAAAGGAGGUGAUGUUCCUCAAUGAGCUGGAGGAGAUCCUGGACGUGAUCGAACCUUCGGAGUUCGUGAAGGUCAUGGAGCCACUAUUCCGCCAGCUGGCCAAGUGUGUCUCUAGCCCACACUUUCAGGUAGCGGAGCGCGCACUGUACUACUGGAACAACGAGUACAUCAUGAGCCUCAUCAGCGACAAUGCGGCCAAGAUUCUCCCAAUCAUGUUCCCAGCGCUGUACCGCAACUCCAAGACCCACUGGAACAAGACCAUCCAUGGCUUGAUCUACAAUGCCCUGAAGCUGUUCAUGGAGAUGAACCAGAAGCUCUUUGAUGACUGCACACAGCAGUUCAGGGCAGAGAAGAAUAAAGAAAAGGCUAAAUUGAAAGAGCGUGAGGAGGCAUGGAUCAAGAUUGAGAACUUGGCCAAAUCAAACCCACAGUUCCUUAAGUACGUUGAUUCCUCUGGCCUCAGCACUCCAGUAGAAAUGGAGACAGACGGCCCGUUGAUAGAGGAUAUUCUGACGUUUAAAAAGACCGUAGAGGAUGAAGCGAUAACGCAGAAUCCGAAAGACCAGCGGAAGGAGCGGCCCCUCAUGCGACGCAAAUCUGAGCUGCCUCAGGAUAUCUACACCAUGAAAGCCUUGGAAUCCCAUCGCCGCGCCGAAGACAUGCUGACCACCCGUGACGGGCACUGAUCCUGCCCUUGUGCCCCCCCCCAACUCACCUCACCCCUGUGGAGUCUGACCGUAUUUAAAGUAUUGGCACAGGAACCAUGCAGCAUACCCCUCACCCAGUUCCAACCCAAUUCUGCCUCCCCAUCCCACUCAUCAUGGGUUCUGCUUCUCAGGUGUUCCGUUCUGCUAGUCUUUGUUCCGUCUCUGUUCUCCUCUCCCUUUAAAGCACAUGCUUGUGCCCCCACCUCCCCGCCCCGUCCUUUCCAAACGUAAAUAAAAGAUUGUCUGUUAACAAAAGCUCUGGCAAAAGUCAGUCAGUAAGACAGUGGCCUGCGGAGCCCUGGUGGCCCCGAGGUUCAGACGUGGAGCUGAGAGAGGUGUGAGGUUCUGCAGCGUUAUUGUUUCAAAGGGAACAAACAAGCAAAACCCACAGUUGGGGAGCGACUUUUUUUUUUUAUCUUCAUAAUACCCAGGGACAGCUGCCAGCGGCAUAAGCUUUCUGAUUAUUUUGAAUACAUUGGUAUUUUAUAGUGAGAUUUUAACUGGGGGUGGGCUGGGUCCAUUAGGGGCUUUUGUAAUGGCUUUGGACAUUUUGACACAUGCUGAACCACACAUCCAAAAUUCCCUCAGGCCAGGUUUUCAAACUGAAAUGAAGGGUCUAGUGCCCCCCCCCCCCCCCAACUUAUUUUUGGAACCAUUUCUCCGUCGAAAUGACAGUUCUGUGCCAUACCAGCUGCUUCUUUCUCUCGUCUCUCUGUCUGUCUGUCCAGCAGCAUGUAAACAGAGGUUCAAACAAUGGUACACGCAUCCCGAGGAAAAAACACCCGGGCUCUGUGGCAGGUGUCGCAUUAGUCUUUGUUUGUAAACUUGGUUGACCUGUUCACUGCUUGAAUAUGAGGGUCUUUUCUAACCAUUGUUGCAUUGCGAAGGUCGACUUUAAGCGUAACUGUGACCGCAGACAGAGCUACAGACCUCAUCACCUUCACCGCGCAUGCAGCAUAACAUUUACUGCUGUUCUCAGUACAUUCCAGUGACCAUGUCUAUUGUAAUGGCUGUUCAUGCUGUCCUUUUAAUUUUAUUGCUUGGGUGAAGCAUGCACUAAUUCCACAGGUGGGGAGUCAACCUUCUCCUGGCGUCUUACCUGUAACAACUGGAUUGCACCUGUAUUCAGGUCUGGAGGGGCUGUACCAGCAAACUGCUGGGUAUUAGUACAGGAGCUACGUGUGCUGCUCGACAUAUUAAACGGUGUGUAGGCUGAGGGUAAUUUUGUCCUCCUUUCCCAAAACUCCCCAGGGAAACAUAACCUUUAAGGUAUUUCCACUCAAAGUGGAGGCUCAACCAGUUUUUGGGGAGGGGGUUAGUACACUCAGCAUGGAUGAAGAGCAGGUUCUCUGCUGAGUUCCCAAGUCUCCGCUUUUGGACCAUGUCAGAUCAAAGGACUGUUACUCUUAUUACAAUAGUGAGGUGUGGAGCUGCCCUUCACUUGAAAGAUCUCUUAUAGUGCCUUUGGACAGACGGUGGGACUUUACUGGCCUAAAGCAGAGGUAUCAGCUGUGAAAGCCAAACCACAUUUAACUAGCUUUUGGUUAGGUGUGAAUAUAGACAUGCAUUUACGCAGAAACAAUUACCUGUACGUACUCAUUUGUUGACAUGUUUUGGAGCAUUCCUUUAUUAAAUCAUGCAUUUCUAAAUGCGGAUUAAGCCCUUGUGCAAAAAAAAAAAAAACUCAGCAAAAUACCAUACUGAGCUACCGAAGCACUUCCCGUUAAAUCUGAAGGAAGAAAGUUGUUUUUGGAAUCCCAAGUGAAGCAGUUCUUUAUGUGUAGAUGGUUUUUUACAUUUGGAGGCAAUUGUUUACUUGCAAAUAAAUUCCAGCGUAGCAUGCCAUGUUACCCGCCACCCCCACCAUCCCCAAAGUGAGGAUAGUUUGGUGCUUUUUUUUUCUCCCCCUUUGUUUCCUGGAGCUGUUAUCUCUGCAUACCAUUGUUUGAACUUCCAUCUUUGUCAAGCAGUUUAUUUUUAUUUUUAGCUUGGGUGUUUGUGUGAGGUGUUACUGAAGUUUGUAUGACUUUCCUCACAUCCUACUCAACCAUGUAUAUGAACACUUGGUUGAAUCAAACGUAUCAAAUAAAAUGCGAUGUUAAGUGUUUUUCUUUUUUUAAAUUGCGAAAGAAUAACAUUCAACAAUGGUUGCCCUCUUUCUCGAAAAAAAAGCAUAAGGAUUGGAAUCAAUUUGGUCAGAAUUAACCUUUGUUACAAACAUCGUAUACGAAUCUAUGACUGAAUACAUAUUGGAGAAACGUUUCUCAUAUUUAUCCCCCAGUCGCUUUACUUUAGCUUCCAUUGAAGGUUCUGCUUUUACACCUGCAUUUCAAAAAAAAGGAAAAAAAGAAAAAAAAAAUGACAAGUGUCCUUUAGUAUGAGACCUGUACUAAAUGGCUUCAUUCAAUAUUGUACAUAUAAUGUACUUUGUUUUAUGUAGUGUUAUAUCUAUUAAACAGUAGAUUUCAUAUUUUGUACAAAAUGGUCCUAUGUACAGAAUAAGACAUUAUUGUGGCACAGAUGUUGACCUGUGCCUGUAACUAUCUGCAUUAGAAAUGUUAAAAGUUAAAGUCUAAUAUUUUUAUCAGUUUGUAAUUCAAAAUUUGUUCCCACAUUGCUGUCUGUGACAAGAAUCUUCAUACAUUAGCCUUUGUGUGCUUUUAUCCAAUUCUCAAGUGGUGUACAUCUAUAUAGAAUAAAUAAAGAGAACAUGUGGAUUUUAUAUUUUCAUCCUAAAACAA